Penicillium expansum is the source of this 1530-nucleotide messenger RNA. Its product is annotated as fungal specific transcription factor domain-containing protein. Gene Ontology annotation, molecular function: zinc ion binding; DNA binding. The transcript has 3 exons. Bases 1 to 1530 code for a protein of 509 amino acids. Gene Ontology annotation, biological process: DNA-templated transcription. NCBI's taxonomy places the organism in Eukaryota, Fungi, Ascomycota, Eurotiomycetes, Eurotiales, Aspergillaceae. Gene Ontology annotation, cellular component: nucleus. The record is from RefSeq and is a predicted model, not a curated record.
AUGACCUGGCCCCAGAGACCUAUCCCCAUCGAGCCUGUGAUCGCUGCCGGCGGAAAAAAGCCAAAUGUAGCCGGUCAAGCUUGCACCUUUGACAUUCUCCCUGGCCGGCGAGGACCCAAAGGAAGGCCUAGGCGCCGCAAUAUUGUCAGUAUCCAAGAUGACACCGGCCGACAGCAUCAUGACCCCCUCGAGACAUCCCUAUCAUCUUCGUCAUAUGUUUCACCUAUCGUGCAUACCGCCGAAACAUCUCCCCAACCUCCAGCCGCAAUACCCUCACAAUAUCCUCGUCAUCCGACAACCCUAGAGCGAUACAGACUUCUCGCCGGUGCCAUCAACCAUGCUUCCUCGUCCUUAACAUCGCUCGAAGCCGUGGCCCGAGAGUGUACUGACCUCUUCUUUGGGUACAUUGUCCACUCCAACAUGUCGGUGCACGAAUCUAGUUUCCGCCACUCACUAAACCAGGCUGUCGGUACUUCGCCGGCUGGGGUGUCGCUGACCGAUCACGCAUUUACCCUCAUUACUGCAGUAUGCGCCAAGGUUUGUUUCUUUAUGCCCUCGGACCUGUUUCCGAUUGGGGGCUGUCUUGCCGAGACGUUCCUCGAGGCCUCGCGCAGUUGCCUUGCUAGCUUUACCGAUGCCGACUUUGAGAAUCCCUGUGCCGACUCCAUUACUAUUAGAUACCUCCACUCCAACUGCCUACACACCUGCGCGAGGCCGAUGGUCUCAUGGAAUGUUUUUGGGGAGGCCGUUCGACUAGUUCAGCGAAUGCACCUCCACGAUGAAGAUUCGUAUGCUUCACUCCCCGCGAUCGAAGCAAACAAGCGUCGAAAUGCCUUCUGGCAGAUAUAUCUAGGGGACAAGUCAUUGGCUGUGCUUCGGUCUAUGCCGAUAACAAUAUGUGACUAUUCUUUCGAGGAGGUUAUAACAACGACGUAUCCCUUGAACGACCAAAACGAGUUGACUGUAGGCUCUAAUGCUAGUAUACGACUUUGGCAGUACGCUGCAGAUUUGUUGCUGCGAAUGAGAUUGAUCAAAAAGGAGCAGACUGUUGACCCAAACCUGCCGGAUCGGCCUUUGACACCAGCCAAUGUUAUCGCCUUGGGCGAGCUUUACAUUCGAUUUGCAACCUGUAUCGACGAUCUACCGCCACAUCUUCUGCCAAAUAGCGAAACCUUUGCUGACAACCAUGGCGAUACCACACGCAAACGAUUUACGGCCCAGAUAGCAGAUCUGCAAGUAACCUACCACUGUUUAAAGAUGCAUCUUACCCAGAAACUCGAGGAGAUCGGAUACUUUUCUUGCACUGGAGAGUGUCGGGACAUGCUUGUACUAAAAAAAACAGAGAUCGCGGGAGACAUGAUUCGCCUGUUGCAAAGUAUACCGUUCUGGUCCUUGAAGGUCAAUGGGGAGCCUUGUGUGCGUGAGCGUGCAUCCCCCGGACUCAUGUAUAACAGGGAAGAUGGCUCACAUUUCACUUCUAAAUUUAGGCCGAAAAGAUUCGCCUCGUCGGCGCGGGCUUGCUCGCUAUAA